Molecule: messenger RNA, 2142 nt
Organism: Mesocricetus auratus (golden hamster)
Lineage: Eukaryota; Metazoa; Chordata; Mammalia; Rodentia; Cricetidae
Gene: Caap1
Product: caspase activity and apoptosis inhibitor 1
Exons: 7
Coding region: 86-1195 (369 amino acids)
Source: RefSeq, a predicted model, not a curated record
GACAACCGCGGCCGGCCGCUACGGAAGCGGUGUUCUGUUGCUGCAGAGACGGCCGGCUGUCGCCGAUGGUUGUGGCGCCGGGACCAUGACGGGGAAGAAGUCUUCCCGGGAGAAGCGGCGCAAGCGGAGCGGGCAGGAGGCGGCCGCCGCGCUCGCGGCCCCGGACCUGGUGCCCGUGCUGGGCGGCACCGCGGGCGGCUGCGGGAGCGGCGGCUGCUGCGGGGGCGCCGCCGGCGGCAGCGGCGGGGCGAGUGUGGCGGGCGGCGCGGAACGGAGCGAGCGCCGAAAGCGGAGGAGCACCGACUCGUCCUCCAGCGUCUCGGGCUCCCUGCAGCAGGAAACCAAGUAUCUUUUGCCAACUCUGGAAAAAGAAUUACUCUUGGCAGAGCACAGUGAUGUUGAAGAAGGUGGACUGGAUCUGACUGUUUCAUUAAAACCAGUUAGUUUCUAUAUAUCAGACAAAAAAGAAAUGCUCCAGCAGUGCUUCUGUAUAAUAGGAGAAAAGAAGUUACAGAAGAUGCUCCCUGAUGUGUUGAAGAACUGUUCAGUAGAAGAAAUUAAAAAACUAUGCCAGGAACAAUUAGAGCUCCUGUCUGAAAAAAAAAUCUUGAAGAUUCUUGAGGGUGACAAUGGUUUGGACUCUGAUAUGGAAGAGGAGGCAGAUGAUGGCUGUAAGGUGGCAUCCGAUUUAAUCAGUCAGCAAGAUUCCUGUGUAGAUUCUACUUCAUCCCUGAGAGAGAACAAACGACCAGAAGGUUUGGAAUCAAAACAAGUUUCUAAAAGGCUGAAGUAUUAUUUGAGUAGUUAUCCAGGCAAAGGGGAAGAUAGUGAUGUACUCAGUAUAAAUGCAGAUGCUUAUGACAGCGAUAUAGAAGGCAAUGAAGAAUCUGCUGCCGCUGCCGCCACUGCCACUGGUGUCGCAACUGCUGCUGCCGCUCCAGAAGUCCCAGAAAGAACAGUCCGGGGCGAAGCUGGUCAGAUAGAUGACUUGGAGAAAGAUAUUGAAAAAAGUGUGAAUGAGAUUUUGGGACUGGCGGAGUCUAGCCCAAAGGAGCCCAAAGCGGCCACCCUGACUGUUCCUCCACCAGAAGAUGUUCAGCCUUCUGCGCAGCAACUGGAACUUCUAGAACUUGAGAUGAGGGCAAGAGCAAUUAAGGCUCUCAUGAAAGCUGGUGAUAUAAAAAAGCCAGUCUAGUUUUCUGACUUCAAUUUUGUGUGUUUGAAUGAAGCCAUGUGAUAUAAUUUUGUAUCUGACAUUUAUUUGGGGUCUCACGUGAUAUUUCUCCUGUAAAACUUACUAGGUGAACUCAUCUUAGACUGAAAUUAUAUAUAUAUUUUUUACUUUUAUAUUAUAGAUUAUAGAUGUGUGUUUAAAUUCAUGACAAAUAUAGUUGGAUACCCUGAAUAUUUCUUUUAGGUUUGUCUGUAAAUUGAUAUUUUAAAAGCCAACAAGAAGGAGUCAGGAUAUUUUUUUUUUUCUUUUCAACUGUUUGGGCAACAAACUCAGAAGCUUUAAGAAAGAUUGGCCAAGCAUGUUUCUCUUAAGGCUGCCUGUAUUUUUCAAUAGAAUAUUAAAUUAUUGCUCCUAGAUUUGUUAACAAUUUAUGAACUUUAGUUUUGUGUAUAUAUACUUUUAAGAUAUGUACUGCUUGAGGAUGCCUUUUGUGGAUGUGGGUUUCCUAGCUAAAAGUAAUGAACUGUUUUGUUGUAAGACUUAAAGAUCUGAAUUUGCUUUAAAAGCUUUUUUUAAUAAAGAAAAAACUCAACUUGACUAUUUUUUUAGCAAUGUAAACUUAAUUUGUUCAUGUUUAAUUCCAGCAACAAGCCAUUCUCACGUGUGUUUGGUCUUUGGGGAGUACUUUGUUCAGUUUUUUUCCUUCAAUUAAAUUUUUUUUUUCAUUUACAUUCCAAGCUUUCAGGAAAAGGGUAUUAUAUUAUGAUACAGGGUUUCAUUUGAUGUCAUUGUUUGAAGAUCUGAUGUAUAGUUCCAUAAAUCAAAAUAAUAAAAGGCUGUUAUUCUGGAUAUGAAGACGUGAUACUUUUCCAAAAGCAAAAUUGACUUUAAGAACCUUUGAUAAGUUGAUGUUGUAAUUAAGCUAAUUUUGUAUACUUUUUAAUAAACAAAUUAGCAUCUUGCCACAA